Molecule: messenger RNA, 2346 nt
Organism: Malaya genurostris
Lineage: Eukaryota; Metazoa; Arthropoda; Insecta; Diptera; Culicidae
Exons: 8
Coding region: 394-2037 (547 amino acids)
Biological process (GO): protein modification by small protein removal
Molecular function (GO): peptidase activity
Source: RefSeq, a predicted model, not a curated record
GUUAACGUAAACAAACAUUCAUCGAACAAACCAUCCAGGGGUUCCGUACAUUCCAGAAGUUGUUUAAGUAGUUUGUUAAAAUAAGUCGGUAGUUUGUGAAAUUUUAAGAAAGUUCCAGUUGAUUUGCUUUUUAAUUAUAGUGUUUUGUGAAUGGGCCGUGAAGAUUAUACGCUUAGUUUGAUUGGUAAAUUGAUAUACAGGAAAUAAGCAUCUACCUGUGCUAUAGAGGAUGUUAAACGUGACUAAUGUAAAGGAAUUUGAAGAAAAAAAAUUAAACAAACAGAAGUAAGUGUGAUAUCUAGUUUAAAUUUACUGCCGAAUAAAAUACAAUUAACAAGUGAUUUGUGAGUAAUAAAACGACCGCAAAAAAAAAAACAGUGAAAACAAAAAAAAAUGGAUGAGUGCAACGAAGUUGUUCUUUACAUUUACGACUUGACCCAUGGCAUGGCGGCGAUGAUGUCCCAAAUGCUGCUAGGCCGUCACAUCGAAGGAAUUUGGCACACGGCAGUGGUUGUCUACGAUCGGGAGCAUUUCUUCGGUUCGCAUGGAAUAACGAGUUGUUUACCGGGAACCACGGUUCUGGGACAACCGCAGAGAAAACAAGUCAUCGGUCAAACCUUCAUCCCCCUGCCGGUGUUCACGGAUUACGUCCGGGGACUGGCGGAAAGUACCUUCAGAGGAUCCAGGUACAAUCUGCUGAAGCACAACUGCAACACCUUCAGCGAAGACCUGUGCCAGUUUCUGUGCGGGGUCGGUAUUCCGAAGUACAUUCUCGAUCUGCCGCAGGAGUUCCUGUCGACCCCGUUAGGGCAGAACCUACUGCCGCUCAUUGAAAGCUUGGGUUCGGGUGGUGACCCGACCAGUAACUUCCAGUACGAAUCCGACUUUACCGGUGGUUUCGCUAGCAGUGGUAGAGCAGAAAGUCCGGGAUACGAACAGCUCAACAGUCAAAUCGAGCAAGCUCGGCAGCAGUCACAGGAGCUGAACGAACGGCGGAACAAGAUACGCGAUAAGAUCGAUAAGAAUACUAAAAAGAAAGAGAAAAAGUCCAAAAAGGACCGGAAUCCGACCGACAGCGAUCAGAAUUCGGCUGCAGAAAUGUCUGAGAGUGAAGCCGACACGCAGAAUGGCCUGAAUGGCGUCAAUGGUUCGAUUCCACCCGAAAUGCUGCCAUCGGAGAAGGCCCUGAAGGAGGAAGAAGCUGAAAGGUUGGCCGAGGAGGAGCGCAAGAAGAAUCGCGAGCAACCGAUUAUUUUUAAGGAAGUUGAUCCCAAACUGGAACUGGAAUGCUUGGUAAAUUUGGUGGACGGCAAACUUUCGGAAGAGGAGCAAAUAGCAGUGGACGAACUGCACCAGUAUCUGCUGCUGGGCGAAGGAGCAUGGGCACUAGGCGACGGCUUUCUGGUGUUUGUCGGGCGAAUGUUGCGGGACAACUCGCUCUCCACGGAAGUACGUGUCCAUCUGCUGCGUGCGCUGGCGAAUGCAGCUCUAAAGGAUGACAUCAUUCUGCUACUGCACCAGGACCGGCGUGAACACGUACUGAUGAACUUUGCCCAGGACAUCGACAAGCAUCCUCCGGAAGAGCAGCAAGCGCUGGCUCUUUUUAUGUGUAACCUAUUCGAAAAUGACAAUGCUUCCGAGUGGCUGCUGUACAUCUCAGAGUGGUCGUACAACAAUCAAACUACGUCCAACAUUCGCGCCUCGACAAAGGUAGCAGUGCACUGUUUGUUGUCAGCUUGUCCACGACUAAAGGACAUCGGGACCGCGCUGGUCUACAACCUGGCAACCAAAGAAGUCAAAACCGUAGUAUUCGACGACGUAGCGGUUGAGCUGUCGAUGGCGCUGCUGCAGUUCUUCAACUCGGAACCAACCGAGGAGCACCUCUUCCGAACGAUGAAAGCAUUGGCCAAGUUUACUUUGGUUUCGCCGGACGUUCCACAGUUCAUACAGAUGAUUGGCCCACAUCCGAAGACAUUGAGGGGUAGAAGUGAACGAAUCAACGAACUGAUUGAUCAAAUUUCCAAAAAGGUUCGUUGAAAAUCGUAUUAAAUGGGAAUACCAGUCACCUUUUGCACGAAAAAAAAUGUAUGUACAAAGCCAUACUAAGCAAAAUAUAAAAGGAAAACGUAAACUGAGAAAGAAACGAAGAAAAAUUUGCAUUUUCAUCGCAAUUAUGUGCUUUUUUCUGAAUUCGACGAAUUUACUGAAGAAGAAAAUGGUCACAAUAAUACAGCUCUCGAUUCAAUUUUAAAGUCUAUCGAUAUAGUGAACGUAAGGAGGAAGAUUUUUGUAAACAAGCAGUUUGACUUGACUAAAAUUUGAAGUAAUCAAUUAUACAAAUAAAUA